AAUCCUCCUGGAUAUCCUUCUAUAUAUUGCUUUCAAAAGGGUAUCCCCAUUUCAUGGCAUGACCCUUGAGGCCUUUCUUGCAUUUAUGCAUAUAAAGAGAGUAGAAUGGUGAUUGAAGAAUCGGGUAUCUGAGGGAAAAAGAAAGAAGAAAAACGAGAGAAGUGCUGUUUUUCUCUCUGUUUUCUUGUUUUAGUCCUUGAAUUCAUCACUAGGAAGAGUGAGCACUCUAAGCAAAAAUCAGAUAUGGGUAAAGGAAGAGCUCCAUGUUGUGAUAAGAACCAAGUGAAGAGAGGUCCAUGGAGUCCUGCAGAGGACUUGAGGCUUAUCAGUUUUAUUCAGAAACAUGGACAUGAGAACUGGAGGGCUCUCCCUAAACAAGCUGGUCGGUCUCUUUUGCUCUUCUUCUCCCUCUCUCUCUCUCUCUCUCUCUCUCUCCGAGGGAACUUCACCAGAGAGGAAGAGGAUACUAUUAUAAGGUUGCAUGAGGGUUUGGGAAACAAGUGGUCCAAAAUUGCAUCACAUUUACCAGGAAGGACAGACAAUGAAAUAAAGAACGUGUGGAACACUCAUUUAAAAAGGAGAUUGGCUUCAAAGAAUGGGAAUAUUCAGCAGACAGAUGAAUCCAAGGAGUCCUCCAUGACCUCAUCAUCAUCAUGCUCCUCUAUUACGUUUGUGUCAUCAUCAAGUGGCAAGAGAAAUUUAGAGAUUGACAUUGAGCAUCAAUGGGAUGAAGGAUCUGUGAACAAAAAGCCCAGAGAGGCAUUUGCUAUGUCAGUAUCAGACACAGCACAAGACUUCAAAACAGAGCCGUCAAACCACAGCAGCCCAUCCGAGGAGCCAAAAGAAUUGUCAAGUUCUUCAAUCUCGUCCAACAACUCCAACAUCACCAAUUCCAGUCAGAUUGAUGUUUCAAAUCCAGAAAAUCAAGCAGGUUCCCUGUUCUACUGCGUAGGACUUUUUGAUGCCAAUAACGCAUCAGAGGAAGUGAAUAAGCCAGAGAUCUUGGAUACCGCCUUCGAUAUCCCAUUGGAGUCUGAUUUGGAUUUUUGGGAUAUGCUGGAUAACUUAGGGUCAUUCCAGUCUGAUGGGAUUCAUUUACAUGAGAUGGAGGGCAAUCAGAGCUCCAACUUUGGAGAAGGAUACAUCAAAGAAGCUGUAAACAAGAAGUGGUUGCAUGACUUGGAAAAUGAACUUGGGCUGGAAGUAACCGGGGAUGAAAACCAGAACGAUUUGUCAAAUAAUGCUGCCGAGCCACUAGUCCCUGAGAUGUAUGACAUGUUGCUGAAGCCAGAAGCUGAUAUGGGCAUGGGUCACCAUCACACCUGGCCCUCUUCACAACACAGCCCUGCAAUCUGAAUCAAAUUCAAUCCAGCAGUUCGUGGGGCUCUUCUAGUGAUGUUGACUAUUUAGUAGGUUUUCCAAACUUAGUUCAGUUAAUUAGGCCUUUUAGAAGAAUGGUGGAUAAUAUAAAAUAUUCAUCUCAUCUUUAUUUAAUCAUUUCAUUGUAGAUUGAACCACACCAUAGAUUUUCUCCAAGCAAAUGACCAUACAACAUCUGUAACUGGGCAGGUGACGCUAUCCAGUUGCUCUCUGAUUCAUGUCAGUUUAGCUUCUACAAAUACUGUGCCUGUGCCCCUUUGUGCAUAGUGGUUUUUUUUUUUUUAUGUUAAUCAAAUAUACUAUAAUCUUCUCAAACUUUUAACAAAAGUCAGUUCAUGCUCUUAUUUGUUAUACUUACAUUUUAUUGCCAUGGUGAC
Theobroma umbraticum is the source of this 1757-nucleotide messenger RNA. The record is from RefSeq and is a predicted model, not a curated record. NCBI's taxonomy places the organism in Eukaryota, Viridiplantae, Streptophyta, Magnoliopsida, Malvales, Malvaceae.